CUUGACUUGAAGGGCUAUCUGGAAUUUCGACACGUUUUCCAAUCCUCACCGCCGCCGAUGAUGAUGGUCAGGUUCAAAACUCUUCUCAGUCUGUCUAGGUGUGCACCGUACUUGAUAGUGGUGUCUAUCUGGAAAUUCGAUGCACGACAUAAAGCCACCCUCACCGCCUGACCUUUUAAAGCAAGGAUAAUUUCGGGGCUUGACAAUCCGACCCCGACUCACGGUAUUGAACCUCCGUUUCUUUUUACGAGUUCUCCAUCCAACAUAUCGGUGUAGCAUCUAACCCCACCGACACAGAAUAUUAUAAAAGACCACUAACUAGCCAGCCAGUGAUUCUACAUCCAAACAUGUUCGCUCGUGCUCUCGUCUUCCUUGCUAUCGCUCUCAGCGUGUAUGCGCAGUGUGUUGCGAAUUAUACAGUCGUCGCUGGUGAUACCCUCACGAGUAUCGCCGCCAGGCAAGGGGUCACCGUCGCUAAGAUAUUGGCUGCGAAUCCCCAGAUCUCCAACUCCAAUACUUUGACGGUGGGCCAGGCAAGUCACGGUGAUGGUAUUUGAUCUGCACAGACAGCUCAGGGUGGUGACAGGUGAUCUGUAUCCCCAGCUAAAUGUUCCCAUCGUGAUGUGUGUCCGAUUCGGAGCAGGAAGAAAGGGUGUGAUGGAUAGCUAGUCUUGG
Molecule: messenger RNA, 675 nt
Organism: Desarmillaria tabescens
Lineage: Eukaryota; Fungi; Basidiomycota; Agaricomycetes; Agaricales; Physalacriaceae
Exons: 3
Coding region: 348-557 (69 amino acids)
Source: RefSeq, a predicted model, not a curated record